Solanum verrucosum is the source of this 933-nucleotide messenger RNA. RefSeq lists its product as uncharacterized. The transcript has a single exon. Lineage: Eukaryota; Viridiplantae; Streptophyta; Magnoliopsida; Solanales; Solanaceae. Bases 1 to 933 code for a protein of 310 amino acids. Gene Ontology annotation, molecular function: zinc ion binding; nucleic acid binding. The record is from RefSeq and is a predicted model, not a curated record.
AUGGAGGCAAAAGCAGUGGUUAUAAACGCUAAAGCUGCCACUGAAGGAGUUGAUAACCUAGGAUUUGCCUUAGUCAAAAAUAGAGAAGACGCAGUGUAUACAUUAGUCUUAACCAUUCUAGAACAUUUUAGUGGUAGAUUUACCAAUCAGUAUGAAACCGUCAGAACUCUACUCAAUGGAUUAAGAUGUAGACACUUGGGUGAAUUUAGAUGGUAUAAAGAUACUUAUUUAAGUCGGGUAAUGGAACUUCUCGAAAAUGGAUUAGAAUAUUGGAAAGCCAAAUUCAUAGAUGGCUUACCAUCUUUAUUUGCUGAAAAAGUUAAGAAAACUCUAAGAGAUCCCCAAGGGAUUAUUCUUUAUAACCAUUAUACGUAUGGAAAGCUUAUUGGAGGUUGUACUCAAGAGGGCAUAAAUUUGUGCAAUGAGUUAAAACUCUUUAGACAGCUUAAAAUGGAUAAGCUAAGAGAGAAAUCUCAAUUAGGAGAUUUUUGUACACAGUUUGGGUUACCAGAUGCUUCUAAAGGUACAAAACACGAGACUUCUAAGUCUGAACACCAUAGAUCUCAUCGAAGGAGAAGAAGAUCUAGAGAAGAAAGAGAAGAGCGUAAGGCUCAUCGAAAAUCUCACAGAUUUACUAAGAAUAGGUCACAAAGAGAUCUUGAUAAAAUCAAAUGCUACAAGUGUGGAAAAUUUGGACAUAUAGCUCUGAAUUGUAAACUGGAGAAGCUUAAAGCUUUAGAACUAGAUGAAGAUAUUCAAGAAAAGGUUUAUAGUUACACUUCUGGUUCCGAGUCAGACUACAAGGAGUCUGAAGCGAGUUAUUAUACAGAGGAUGAUCAACCCGAGUCUUCCAACAAAGAUCAACAAGACUUAAAUGAUUCUUGUAAAUGUCAUGGUGAUAUCUGUAAUUGUGAACAUGGCGAGUUUUACUAA